AUGGAAAAAAAGAUUGUUCAUGCUCCGCCAACAACUACACUCGAAGAGUUGUUUCGUGAAGCACAUUCGGCUAAACAUCGUGCGUAUUGUCCUUACUCGAAAUUUCGAGUAGGAGCAGCUCUGUUAACAACAUCAGGUAAAAUCUACUCGGGAUGUAAUGUGGAGAAUGCGUCAUAUCCGCUGUCAACAUGUGCAGAACGAACUGCAAUAGUUAAAGCGGUUUCAGAAGGUGAAACUAAUUUUCAAGCCAUCGCAAUCACUUCUGAUGUUGAUGCCGGUUAUUGUGGUCCAUGUGGCGCUUGUCGGCAGACAAUCGCGGAAUUCGGUCUGGAUAUUGAUGUUUAUCUACUCAACCCACAAAAUGAAUGCAAGAUGUUUAAAUUUCGUGAAUUAUUACCGUUUGCUUUUACACCACGUGAUCUUCAAAAAACGCGUGCAACACAUAAUAUUAUUGACUGA
Molecule: messenger RNA, 459 nt
Organism: Adineta ricciae
Lineage: Eukaryota; Metazoa; Rotifera; Eurotatoria; Adinetida; Adinetidae
Source: the annotation of a GenBank genome assembly